AUGGUUAUUCUCAAACUAUUACCAUUGCUACUAUAUAUUGGCAUUUCUGCUGCAUAUGCCGCCCAGCAAGCACCUGAUAUUGUUGGUCCCAGGCAACGGACUCAUAGAGUCAAAAUCCUCCCACCCUCGUCUGUUCAUGAAUCGAAACCCAACCAGUUAUUUAAACGCCAAGAUGCACGUUCAAGUGUGUUUAUGGAAGACGCUUUAAAAGGUGCACAGGCAUGGAAGAAAUACCAAUCUACGCUAUCAUCGGGGCGCAUUGGCAGCACAUCGGUGGAAGUUCCACUGGUCCUUAAUGAUGAGCAUACUGGAAUUGGCUGGGAGAUAAAUGCGAAGGGAUAUAGUGUCCCGGUAGCAGUGAAAAAUAGACCAGGAUGGAGGUACUGGAAGACAGAGUCCCCUGUUGAUAAUGAGUUGUUGAUUACCCUCGCCCGUACCAUAGGGGUGCGAGCACAUGAUCUUGACUUACAAGAAGUCACUGCCAAUGAUUGGGCACAGCCAAAAUUUCAACAAACUGCUUCUUUCGAUUGCAACAGAGGAAUUGCGAUUGUCUCACUCAGCUACUUUGAAGUCUCUGUCGUCAAUGAGGAUGACGAGAUACACACUAUACGCUCUCAAUAUAGGUGGUCAGAUGUGAUAUGGGCAUUGUGGUCAGCUGUGUGUCCGCAUCAGAAAGCAAACUUGAAAUACUUCGUCCGGGAUAGUAUAGGGAAUGGCGUGAGCAGAUCAGUAAUGAGAGAAGCGGCUACCGCUGCCGGCCACUAUAACAAGGAUGAUUUAUCUGUUAAUAACAACCAAGCGACAACAUGGACUACGACCAAGUUAGAGAUGCCGAUUGAUGAAGAAAAUUUUCAUAGCUGCGAUGCAGCUGCAGGAGACUGUGACUUUUACGCUGUGGUCCACACCCCAAAUGCGAUUGGGAUACUUUACCUUGCGAUGGCCCACGCCAAUGAGCUAGCAUGCACCAGUGUCGCAAAGAUUACAGGCAUCAGCUUCUAUGUCAACGAGGAUGAGGGAGAUAGCGAGGACAAGGGAGAAGACGAGGACGAGGGAGAUGACGAAGACAUGGAUAGUAACGAUGGUGAUGCUAUGGAGAGUGAGACAGAAAGCGAGGAUAUCGUAUGGUAUUCGGUUAUUGAGUUGGAAGAAUUUUGUGGAUCUUAG
This is a messenger RNA of Penicillium taxi, 1164 nucleotides long. RefSeq lists its product as uncharacterized. The record is from RefSeq and is a predicted model, not a curated record. The coding region runs from base 1 to 1164 and encodes 387 amino acids. The transcript has a single exon. NCBI's taxonomy places the organism in Eukaryota, Fungi, Ascomycota, Eurotiomycetes, Eurotiales, Aspergillaceae.